UGCACCGCUGGCUAGGAGAGGAGGAAGUUGGCUUCUGACCGGCCUGGGCCGUGUGAGCGAGGCCGCGGACGGCAGCUGUAGCUGCUUGGACACACUGCGGGCGGCACGAUGGGAGACGAGAUGGAUGCCAUGAUCCCUGAGCGGGAGAUGAAGGACUUUCAGUUUAGAGCGCUGAAGAAAGUGAGAAUCUUGGACUCCCCUGAAGAGUUGCCCAAGGAGCGCUCGAGCCUGCUUGCCAUAUCCAACAAGUAUGGUCUGGUUUUUGCUGGUGGUGCCAGUGGGCUAUAUGUUUUUCCUACUAAAAACCUUCUGAUCCAGAACAAACCAGGAGAUGACCCCAACAAAAUAGUUGAGAAAGUCCAAGGCUUGCUUGUUCCUAUGAAAUUCCCAGUGCAUCACCUGUCCCUGAGCUGUGAUAACCUCACACUCUCUGUGUGCAUGAUGUCCAGUGAAUAUGGCUCCAUUAUUGCUUUUUUUGAUGUUCGCACAUUUUCAAAUGAGACUAAGCAACCAAAACGCCCAUUUGCCUACCAUAAGCUUUUGAAGGAUGCAGGAGGCAUGGUGAUUGACAUGAGGUGGAACCCUACUGUCCCUUCCAUGGUGGCAGUCUGUCUAGCUGAUGGCAGUAUCGCUGUCCUGCAAGUCACAGACUCAGUGAACGUGUGUGCUACUCUUCCUCCCUCAGUGGCAGUUACAUGUGUAUGCUGGAGCCCCAAAGGAAAGCAGUUGGCUGUGGGAAAGCAGGAUGGAACCGUGGUCCAGUAUCUUCCUACUUUGCAGGAAAAAAAGGUCAUUCCUUGUCCUCCAUUUUACGAGUCAGAUCAUCCUGUCAGAGUUCUGGAUGUGCUGUGGAUCGGUACCUAUGUCUUCACAAUAGUAUAUGCUGCUGCAGAUGGGACCUUGGAAACCUGUCCAGAUGUGGUGAUGGCUCUUCUCCCGAAAAAAGAGGAAAAGCACCCCGAGGUGUUUGUGAACUUUAUGGAGCCCUGCUACAGCAGCUGCACGGAGAGACAGCAUCAUUACUACCUCAAUUACAUCGAGGAGUGGGAUUUAGUGCUGGCAGCCUCUGCAGCUUCAACAGAAGUUAGUAUCCUCGCUCGACAAAGCGAUCAGAUUAAUUGGGAAUCAUGGCUACUGGAGGAUUCUAGUCGAGCUGAACUGCCUGUGACAGACAAGAGUGAUGACUCGUUGCCUGUAGGGGUUGCCAUAGACUAUACCAACCAAGUAGAAGUUGCCAUCAAUGAUGAAAAGACUCUUCCUCCUGCUCCAGUUCUCCUGUUACUUUCAACAGAUGGUGUGCUUUGUCCAUUUUAUAUGAUCAAUCAAAAUCCUGGGGUUAGGGCCCUAAUCAAGACCCCAGAGCAGCUCUCAUCAGAAGGAGAGCGACAGCCUAAGUCAUCAGGAAGUGUUCCCAGCACCCCAACUUCCUCUCAAGCCCCUCAGAAACUAGACACCCCAGCAGCAGCAGCCCCCCCCUCCCUUGCACCCGUGCCCUCUGCUGCUCCCACAGCCACCUUCCCUUUGCCCUCUGCUGGGGGCAGCCCUGCUGUCUUCUCCUUUGGUGCCUCACCCUUGAAGUCAUCUGCUCCUGUCACUGGGGAGGCCCCUCCCCAUCCCAAUGGUUCUGACAAUCCUAGAGCAGCCCUGGGCUCUGGUCCCUCUACCUUCUCUUUUGCUCCUCCUUCUAAAGCCCCCCCAACCCUGAGCCCUGCAGCCUCCCCCAUGGCCCCAUCUGCUGCUUCCUUCUCCUUUGAGUCUUUGGGUUUUAAGCCCACCAUGGAAAGCACACCGAUGUCAAGUGCUGCAAACACAGGAAUGAAGUCUUCAUUCCCUCCCCCAGCCUCUUCAGUGAAGGUCAACCUUAGUGAAAACUCUCCAAGCGGACCCUCCAUGCUGCCAUUCUCUUCCUCCCCGAAGCCAGCUGCUUCCGGACCACUCAGCCACCCCACGCCUCUCUCAGCACCACCCAGCUCCAUGCCUUUGAAGUCUUCGGUUUCUUCCUCCCCAUCAGGAGGCCGAGCUGCUCAGGGCAGUCCAAGUUCAGCGCCCUCAAUGGUACAGAAAUCACCCAGGAUAACCCCUCCAGUGGCAAAGUCAGGCUCUCCUCAGGCCAAGUCACUUCAGCCACCUGUCACAGAAAAGCACAGCCAUCCGUGGAAAGAGUCAGACCCCGUGAUGGCUGGAAUCGGGGAGGAGAUUGCACACUUCCAGAAAGAGCUGGAGGAGUUGAAGGCCCGGACUUCCAAAGCCUGUUUCCAGGUGGGCACUUCAGAGGAGAUGAAGAUGCUGCGGACAGAGUCGGAUGACUUGAACACCUUCCUUUUGGAGAUUAAAGAGACCACAGAGUCUCUUCAUGGAGAUAUAAGUACCCUGAAAACAACUUUGCUGGAGGGCUUUGCUGGUGUUGAAGAGGCCAGAGAGCAGAAUGGAAGAAACCAUGAUCCUGGGUAUCUCCAUCUGCUUUACAAAAGACCGCUGGAUCCCAAGAGUGAGGCUCAGCUCCAGGAAAUCCGGCGCCUUCAUCAGUAUGUGAAAUUUGCUGUCCAAGAUGUCAAUGAUGUUCUAGACUUAGAGUGGGAUCGGCAUCUGGAGCAGAAGAAGAAGCAAAAGCGCCUGCUGGUACCAGAGCGAGAGACACUGUUCAACACACUAGCCAACAACCGGGAAAUCAUCAACCAACAGAGGAAGAGGUUGAAUCACCUGGUAGACAGUCUCCAGAAGCUCCGUCUUUAUAACCAGACGUCCUCAUGGAGCCUGCCUUCAACGUUUGUCAAUCAGAGUACUCACAGUUUUGACAGUGACCUCGAAAGCCUGCGCAAUGCUCUGCUAAAAACCACCAUUGAAUCUCACACCAACCCCUCUCCCAAAGUACCAGCUAAACUGUCCCCUGCGAAACAGGCCCAGCUGAGGAACUUCUUGGCUAAGAGGAAGACCCCACCAGUGCGAUCCACUGCUCCAGCCAGCCUGUCUCGGUCAGCCUUCCUGUCUCAGAGAUACUACGAAGACUUAGAUGAAGUCAGCUCCACAUCGUCCAUCUCCCAGUCUCUGGAGGGAGAAGAUGCCCGGCCACCAUGCAAAGAGGAGGAGACUGUUGUCCAGGUCCCUCGGCAUGCCCCUGUGGUCCGCACACCUUCCAUCCAGCCUGGUCUCCUGCCCCAAACGAUGCCUUUCGCGAAGUCCCAUCUGAUUCAUGGCUCUUCACCUGCUGUGAUGGGAACUCCCAUAGCUACAUCUACUAGCAAAACUAUCCCUCAAGGAGCUGACAGUACAAUGCUGGCAACAAAAACCGUGAAGCACGGAGCACCUGGUCCUUCCCAUACCGUCGCAGCUCCCCAGGCAGCUGCCGCUGCAGCCCUGAGACGGCAAAUGGCCAGUCAGACACCAGCUGUGAGUACUCUGACGGAAUCAACUUUGAAGAAUGUCCCUCAAGUCGUGAAUGUACAGGAGUUGAAGAGUAAUUCUGCAGCCCCGUCUGUGGCCAUGGGUUCUUCCGUGCCGUUCUCAACAGCCAAAACACCCCAUGCAGUGUUAGCCCCGGUGGCUGCCAGCCAAGCCAAGCAGGGGUCACUCAUCAAUUCCUUGAAGCUACCAGGACCCAUACCAGCGUCUUCUCACUUGUCACCCUCUGAUAAAACUUCUGGUCCAGGAACAGCCAAGACAGAAGCAACUGUGACCUCAACACCUUCUGCAGUGGGCCAGCACGGCAAGCCCUUCUCAUUUGCUCCAUCAGGGACUGGCUUUAAUUUUGGGAUAAUCACAACACCAUCUUCUAAUUUCACUGCUGCACCAGGGCCAACACCCCCCACUAAAGAGUCAAACCAGCUUGACGCAUUCUCAUUUGGCGGGGGAGGCAAACCUUUUUGUGAGACCGUUCCUGGAAACUCCCCUCCCACAGGAGCCACAUCUACAUCCAGCACCUCUGUAACCACCAUUGCCUCUCCGGGAGAUUCUGCUCCCUCCAGCAGCCGACCUGCAGUGUCUUCUGGAAUUGCUCUGUCCACUGCCUCUAGCAAAUUGGAAAGUUCAUCGUCCAAGUUGGGAGAGCUGCUGUUCCCAAGUUCUCUGACUGGAGAGACACUAGGAAGCUUCUCGGGACUUCGUGUUGGCCAAACGGAGGACUCCUCAAAGCCAGUCAGUAAGACUUCGUCCACAAGCCUAGCCAGCGCCCAGCUGCCCAAACCCUCAGGCACACCCUCAGGAUUCAACUUUUCUAGUGCCCCAGUGUUAGGGAAGCCUGUGGAACCCCCUGUGAGUGCUACCCCAGCUGCGCCAGUCACAGCUGCCAGCACAAACACGAGCAGUUCCUUCGUGGGGGUCUUUGGCAGUCUGCAAAGUCCAGGGCCUUCUGGGGUGAUCAGUUUUGGCGGGACGUCUCUGACUGGUAGCAAAGCUAGUUUCUCGUUUGGAAACCAACAAACUACUAGUACAGUGCCAGCUGCCCCCCCACCAACCUCAGUUGCCCCUUCCCUUUCAGCAUCUUUUCCCACCUUAUCAUUUGGUGGCCUCCUUAGUUCAACCUCAGCUCCUUCCCCGCCCAUAUCCUCUGGUAAGAGCACCGAGGAGGCCGCACUGUCAGCUGGGCCUGAGAAGUCAGGCCACAGUGAGGUCUCGGCAUCAGCAGCUUCACUUCCAGGACAGCCACAGUCAGCCCAGCCUUCCCAGGCUCCUUUACAAACUCCUGACCCUGUCAAGAAAGAACCCAUUCUUGUGCAGACAGCAGACAGCAGCCCCAGCACAGCCACAUCAACGGCCAAUCUUGUGGCACCUGCAGAGGCCACUCCGGUAGCCCCCAGGGACCCUGACGGCAAGACAGAGGCAGCAUCUCCUGCUUCCACCUUCUUGGGGCCAGGGCAGACUGCUGCUGCAGCUACUCUCCCCGGAGCAGGCUCGGCAGCCAUCGAAGCCUCAGGCACCCCCGCCACCUCCAGCACUGUUUCCAGCAGUGCCCCAAGCCCCACCACGGAGACAGCAGUGUUUGGGACUGCCACUUCUGGCUCCUCAGUCUUUCCGCAGCCACCCGCUGCUAGUUCUAGCUCAGCAUUCAGCCAGCUCUCCAGUAACACAGCCACUGCCCCCUCUGCCACCCCCAUAUUUGGGCAGGUGGCAGCCAGCACUACGCCAAGUCUGUUUGGGCAGCAGACCGGCAGCGUAACCAGUACAGCCACUGCCACGCCACAGGCCACCAGCUCAGGCUUUGGCAGCCCUGCGUUUGGAGCAUCAGCCUCUGGAGUCUUUGGACAGACGUUUGGGCAGGCCCCAGCCUUCGGGCAGGCGACAAGUAGCCCUGCAAGUAGCUUCUCCUUCAGUCAGCCCGGGUUCAGCUCUGUGCCUGCUUUUGGCCAGCCCGUCUCCUCCACCUCCACAUCCACCAGUGGGAAUGUCUUUGGAGCCGCCUCAAGUGCCAGCAGCCCUGGUUCCUUCUCAUUUGGACAGGCCUCUACCAACACAGGAGGGACGCUAUUUGGCCAAACCAACCCUCCUGCUUUUGGUCAAAGCCCUAGCUUUGGGCAGGGAGGUUCUGUGUUUGGUAGCACCUCAACUACCACCUCCACAGCAGCACCCUCAGGGUUUAGCUUUUCUCAAGCUUCAGGUUUUGGGUCUAGUAAUACUGGUUCUGUGUUUGGUCAAGCAGCCAGUACUGGUGGAGCAGUCUUUGGCCAGCAGUCGUCCACUUCCAGUGGUAGCAUGUUUGGGUCUGCAAACACUGGAAGAGGGAGCGGUUUCUUCAGCGGCCUUGGAGGGAAACCCAGCCAGGAUGCUGCAAACAAAAACCCAUUCAGCUCGGCUAGCGGGGGCUUUGGAUCUACAGCCACCCCAAAUACCUCUAACCUGUUUGGAAACAGCGGAGCCAAGACAUUUGGAGGAUUCGGCAGCUCAUCCUUUGGGGAGCAGAAGCCUGCUGGCACAUUCAGCUCAGGCGGUGGGAGUGUGGCAUCCCAAGGCUUUGGAUUUUCCACUCCAAAUAAAACAGGUGGCUUCGGUGCUGCUCCAGUGUUUGGCAGCCCUCCUACUUUUGGGGGAUCCCCUGGGUUUGGAGGGGUGCCAGCAUUCGGUUCAGCCCCAGCCUUUACAAGCCCUCUGGGCUCGACCGGAGGCAAAGUGUUCGGAGAGGGCACUGCGGCUGCCAGCGCAGGAGGAUUCGGGUUCGGGAGCAGCAGCAACACUGCGUCCUUCGGCACCCUUGCCAGUCAGAACGCGCCCACCUUUGGAUCCCUGUCCCAGCAGUCUUCAGGCUUUGGGACCCAGAGCACUGGAUUCUCUGGGUUCGGAUCAGGCACAGGAGCAUUCAGCUUUGGAUCAUCUAACUCGUCUGUCCAGGGCUUUGGUGGCUGGAGAAGCUGAACCGGUGUCAGUGUUCCUUUCCGCUCCUGUGACCCAUUGUAUGCGGCCCUCUCCAGCAGACGAGGUAACAGACGGUCAGGUGAACUUUCUGAGGGAAACAUCCACCCAGAAAGAAACAACGGAGACCAGAACUCGAGGGACGCCUGGCUGCUCAUUUCAUUUGUUCUGUUUCGUGUCAGGUUUUCCCUGCUAUUAAACCCUUUGGCUGUUUUGUACAGAA
Nannospalax galili (Upper Galilee mountains blind mole rat) is the source of this 6562-nucleotide messenger RNA. RefSeq names its product nucleoporin 214 (gene Nup214). Gene Ontology annotation, cellular component: nuclear pore. The transcript has 36 exons. Lineage: Eukaryota; Metazoa; Chordata; Mammalia; Rodentia; Spalacidae. The record is from RefSeq and is a predicted model, not a curated record. Gene Ontology annotation, biological process: protein import into nucleus; RNA export from nucleus. Gene Ontology annotation, molecular function: structural constituent of nuclear pore; protein binding. The coding region runs from base 109 to 6342 and encodes 2077 amino acids.